Molecule: messenger RNA, 3862 nt
Organism: Symbiodinium sp. CCMP2592
Lineage: Eukaryota; Dinophyceae; Suessiales; Symbiodiniaceae
Source: the annotation of a GenBank genome assembly
AUGUCUGUGGCGAUCUCCUCUGAUGAGGAAGAUGGCGGCGGUGGUGUGGCCGCUUCUUCUGCUGCUCUGGUGUCCAGCGAGGACGUGUCUGAGCAGCUUGUGGCAGCUUCUGAAGGAAGCUUGUCGGAGCAAGCUCUGGCGACUGCAGAGAGUUCUACCUCACAGCCUUCUUCAGGUUCUGGAAAGCAGAAGAGAUUGCUGCACUUCUGGAAGCCCGAGCACCCUCUAGCAGAGAAGCCUCCUCUGGAGAAGGAAGCUCAGCCCAAGGGCAGGCCACUGUCCGCUGCCAUGAAGCAAAUUCUGGCAGAAGUGGCAAGAGAGUCUGUUGUAGAACAGACUGACGAAGAAGCUCGUCUGGAAGCUCAGCGACGCUACGCGAAGAAGAAGAACACUGGCAGACCAAAGAAUCUGCCUGGAGCUCCUUCUAAGAAGCGCUCUGCAGAGAUGCCUCUGGCAGUGCAAGCCCGUGUUCUGAAGCAGAUGAAGACAGAGAUGCCUGGCUCUAGUUCUGAGCAGGACUUCGCUGCAAGCAUGAGCCAGAAACUUGGUCUGGACAAGAAGUACGUGAAGAAGCUCUGGGCUAGAAGAGAAAACGUUCUCUUGCAACAGUCUGAGCGGAACUUUUCUGUGCUCCCUGGCAAGCACCUCUCUGCCAGGUCUGGUAAGGGCCGUGCGAAGGUUACUGCCAGAAAAAGUGGGCAAGGCUUCCGUCUGACAGGAGCUGGCCGCAAGACAGAGUUUUCUGCCGUGAAGACCGCUCUGCGGAACUGGUUCGAGGAGUCUCGUGCUUACGGGCACUCUGUGAAGAAGCGGCAUCUGCUGUCGCAGUGGCAGCUUCUGGUGAGCAAGGAGCUUCUGAAGCUCAAGUCUGCGAAGAGUGCCUCUGCAGACUCCUUCGAGCGGGCUCGUCUGGAUCAAAAGAUCUCUGAAGGCGAGAAGCAGCUGCAGUCUGCUGCGAAAGAUUCUGGCAAGAACCGUCUGAGGCAGCUGUUGCUGGAUGUCGGUGCCAAGAAUCUGCAGCCGGAUCUGAAGACGAAGCUGUCUGAGUCUGAGGAGAUGGUCUCUGCGAAGCUCACUUACCAGAGUCUGGACCGCACUCUGUGGACAGCCUGCUUCGCACCUCUGGAGGAUCUGGCGACCAGGGUUGCCAAGCCCUCUGAGUUCAGAGAGCAUGUCUCUGAUUUGGUCGUGAUCUGCUCCGACCAAAUCCCUCUGUGGAUAAAGUCUGGCAGCGAGCGAGAGCUCUUUGCUGAGUGGGAGCACAACCCUCUGCCCCAGCAGCAUCUGCGAGAGGCUCUGAAGAAUCACCAUCUGUCCUCCUCUGACCAGGUGAAGUCUGGCGAUCUGGUGGCACCUCUGCUGCAGGCUGUGCUGAAGCUGGCCGUGUUUCUGGCCAGGCAAGCGCUGUACGGCCUCUGCAAAGACCCUGCUCUGGAGGGCGAGUCUGGUUUGAGCGGGCAAGUUCUGCCUGGUCUUCUGGUGGUGCACGGCUCUCACGCUCGUCUGAACAACAUCGACAGCUCUGGUCGAUUUCUGCGAGACGAGACGCUUGAGUUCUCUGGCAAGGUGAUCUGCCGCAAAGCAGGCUCUUCUGCUGGCAAUCUGCUCCGUGGCUGGAGGCAGGCUCGGGACAAGGAUCCUUCUCUGUUUCGCCAGAUCAGUCUGAUGAGCCAGCCCUCUGCGAAUGUGGAUGGCAUCAUCUUCGCGGAGCUGGCUGCUCUGGCACCUGCCUCUGUCCAUGUCCGCGACUGCUUCGCGGCGGCCUGGUCUGUCUCUGGGGCAGAGUCUCUGUUCUACUCGCAGAGUCUGCAGACGGUCAUUGGACCGAAACUGACUGCGAGUCUGCAACUGACUGACACAGACUAUGCCAGAUCUUUCAAAAGUCUGGCAAGGUCUGCCAUGGACGACCUGAGGCAUGCCGGUCAGACUGCUCUGCUGGCAGCUGGCGGGAAGGAGUUCUGGCGAGCGAGCCAUCUGGACAUGGCGACGGCUGUGGUGCAAGCUCAGACGAAGAUGUCUGAGAGACAGGCCUCCAAAGACUGGAUCGUGUCUGGUCUUCGCCGCAACGGUCUGCUGGCUUACAGACCGGACUUCUCCAAGCAGACUCUGGUGCCUCUGAAAGACGAAGACUGCUGCGGCGCCUCCAUGGGUUCUGCAAGGACGAAGCCAGCCUGGCUGAAGGACCGCUACUCCUGGCUGGAUGCAUCUGGCAUUCCAGCCCAGCCGGACUGGUCUGCUCUGCACGGAGCCAAAGUCGUGGCGGAUCUGGUGGAAUGGAGCUACCACCAGUCGGACUCGCAGGACGAGGCUCUGGAAAGCCAGGUCUCCGAGGCCCUUCUGAACGUGCACGAGAUGCCACUGGAUCUGCAGCUCCCCUGCAUCGAAUCUGGCGUCCUGACACUUUCUCUGGACCUGCAACGUGCAGCCUGGCAGAAGCAGCUCUCUGCGGACAAAGACAUUCUGCAGAAGAAAGCUGUCAAGCGAGACGUGAAGCAGAUGAUCACUCUGGCCAAGCGGAAGCUUCGAGGAAAGCUUCUGGAAGCCAUGAGGCAUCGUCUGACACAGAUGUCCCGACAGCAAGCUUUGCAACGUCUGGUGUCGAGAGCCUCUGAGAAGAAGCCCUCUGUCGUGAAGAAGGCCGUUUUGAAGCAGAAGAAAAAGACGGCCCUGGCCCACGCUGCGAAGGCCCUGGCGAAGGCCAAGGCUCUGGACGACAAGCCCUCCGGCGACUCUGCUUUGGUGCCUGGCCCUGCUCCUGCUGACCCCGUCUCUGAGAAGGCCUCUGAGCUGAAGGAGGCAACGAAGGGCCCUCUCUACGGCCGAGUCUGCAGGAUUCUGCGAGAGCACCACACCUGUGGCAAGUCUGGCAAGUGCUCUAUGCACAACCUUCUGACGAACCAGGUGUCUCUGCUUGGUGUAGGGGAUGGCUGUGCCACCGUGAUCCUCUCUGACAAGGAGGUCUGCGAGGUGGAUCCACUGUGGCAGACUCCGAAGAAGUGGAAGAACAUGCGCCUGAAGAGGGAUCUGAAGCAAAGCAUUUUGCGAGCUUGCGGUGGCUCUAGCCUCUUUUUGGAGGCUUCUGGUGGGUUCUUUGCUCCACAGCCUGUGGAACUGCUGAAGUUCAAGAAGUCUUACCCGCAGAUGCUUCUGGACCAGCAUCUUCGGUACGGCUGGGAACUUCUGCGGUACAAUCUGAGCGACUCCGACGAGAACUGGUUCCUGGAGAACAAGAUCUGCAUGGUGGACCCGAAGCUCUCUGGGCAGCUCCUCGCCGAAGACCACGACCGCCCCGAGCUUCUGCAGACUGCUCUGGACAGACUUCGUUCUGAGAACAAGCUGCUGUUCGUGCCUGUCUGGGGGCACUCGCCGAACCACUGGACCCUUCUGGUCCUGCAGCGGGAAGACCUCUCGGAAAGCUUCUCUGUGAAGUACCUGGACAGCCUGUCUGAGAAGCACGAGGAGUGCUCUGUGAACGCUGCCAGGCUUCUGUCUCUGCUUCUGCCGGCAGAGACUCUGCCAGAGAGAAGCUCCUCUGGCACCCAGAAGUCUGACGAGUGCGGCUUCUGGGUUCUGGCCAACAUGCUCUCGAUCUGCUCGGGCCUGCUUCUGGAAGGACCCUGUGCUCGUGGGUCUCGCGGGAAGCUGGUUCUGGAGCUCAUGUCUGAGCUGAAAGGCUUUCUGGCGCAGCUGUCUGGCGAGCAGUCUAAGCUGGACAAGGAGCUUCUGGGCAAGGAGAAGGAUCUGGAGAAGACUCUGAAGGCCAACCGGAUCCUGAGAGGACAAGUCUCGGAUCGAGACUGUCCGUCUGACAGGUCUGGGCGUCUGUUCAAGAUGCCACUGGCAAAGUGGUUGUCUGGACUGU